UAAAUGUUAGCCUAAAAUACUAAUUGGGUUGUGUCUUUUUUUUAAUGUAGUUUAGAGAUAAAGCGACUACCCCACAUCCCACCAGGUACACCGGGUAUUGAUAAAUGCAGAAGAAGUCCCAGUUAACAACUAAAGCUUUGUUCAUUUAAAUGUUUAAACUUCAUUGCAGCUCCUGAGGAAACACAGACCUACACCUUCUGAUGUGGUGUGGCUGUUUUCGGAUAGGAGGCGACACAAACUGAAACUUCCAUUUCACUCUUUAUUCAAAACUGGUGGACUAUGCUUAAAACAGUGUCCAUGUAAGAAAACCAACUGUUUUAAAUGAAGUCUACCAUUUCUGGUGGGAAAGGUGUUCAAAUCUCCUGCAAGAAAUAUUAAAGAACCUAACUGACAACUACAAUAAGAGCCAUUCUUAGGAAGUCCUGUUAAUUCGAGAUCAACCAAACCAUACCUCAUUGGAUCAUCAAGGACCUGUUAUACUGCAUUUAAUAGCAAGGAAGCAUCUACAAGAGCUGACCAGCAGAUUUGUUCUUGUAGGACAGAUUAAUAAAGGGCUUUGUGUGGAUGUCAGCAUGCAGCCAACAGGACAGAGCAUGUCAUCUGGAACUUUUCACAAAAUCCUCCGACCGCUUCUGUUCAGUAUUUUUAUUAUCGGAUGUUUUGUAACUGUCUUUUUCAUGUAUUUUAAGCCAUCCACCAGCUGGAUAAAUGGUCAAUUAGAGUCAUCUGAUUCCACAAACCAUAUCAAAAAUGUAUUUACCACAAAAAGGGACAAAAACUUGACCACCGUUCUUGUCUGGCUGUGGCCCUUUGGACAAACCUAUGAAGCUAACAUCUGCAGCUCCAACUUUAACAUCGAGGGCUGCUUCAUCACAGGGGACAGAAAGUUCUACAACAAAUCGGAUGGGGUCGUCAUCCAUCACAGAGACAUUGCUGGGGACCUGUCCAACUUGCCGAAAUCUCAGCGGCCCCCGUUCCAGAAAUGGAUUUGGACGAACUUGGAGUCGCCUUCGCAUUCAGCCCAGUUGGCUGGGAUUAAUAAUUUGUUCAAUCUGACUCUCAAUUACCGUCAGGAUUCUGACAUCCAAGUGCCUUAUGGGUCUAUUGUAGCAGCAGAGACUGUGGAGGACUUUGUACCACCAAGCAAAAAUAAACUGGUCUGCUGGAUUGUCAGCAACUGGAAUCCUGAGCACGUGAGGGUAAAAUAUUACAAUGAGUUGCAAAAGCACAUUGAGGUUCAUGCAUAUGGACAUGCAUUUGGGAAGUACAUCGCUAAAAACGAUUACAUCCCUACUAUGGCCAGCUGUAAGUUCUAUUUGUCCUUUGAGAACUCAAUCCACAAGGACUACAUCACUGAAAAACUGUACAUCCCCCUCUUUGUGGGCACGGUGCCAGUGGUUCUUGGCACAAGCAGGCAGAACUACGAGAACUUUGUUCAAGGAGACGCUUUUAUCCAUGUGGAUGAUUUCAACUCGCCCAAAGAGCUGGCUGAGUACCUACUUCUUCUGCAUAAGAACGAAGAACUGUACCUCGGCUACUUUAAAUGGCGGCAGCACUUUAAAGUAAAUCUAGUGAAUUCCUGGGCACAGCGCACAUGCAAGGCUUGUGAUUACCUGAACCGGCACAAAGAAUACAGGGCAUUCAAUAACCUUAACAAGUGGUACUGGGGCUGAUGGUCCCCAGACCGGCUAUUCAGCACUAAUCACCUCAACAUAAAGUGGUACUAAGGACACAUAUACAACUUAGUUACCUGUUGAGGCAAACAUUAAGGUGAAAAUCUUUAUGUAAUAUUUAAUUGAAGAAUUGAAAAAAAAAACGUCUCAUUUGUGAUAGUGAAGAAGUCACCUAUGCACAGCACUGAAGUCAAAUGUGAAGGUUGUUUAACACUGUCAAGCAUAAGUAUGGAAAUCUGUAGCUAUGUUGAAACAUAUUAUUUUAUGUUUACAUUUGGACUGUGAAUCUUUCUUUACUUUUGGUGGAGAAAUAUUGAUGAUUUAAGGUCAAUCCUUUGUUCAGUGCUAUGUGAAGAAACCAGAUUUUUCUGCUCUAAAUUCAGUUUUGAGGUGGGUCGUCCUUCAGGUUUAUAAUCAAACUUUAAAGUUAAUAUUACACGGUUAUCUGAUCACUUACAACAUCUUCACUGUAGCGGAAGUUUCAGCACAUGGUAGCGACCAGCUACUAGUCCCCGGGUGAAAUCCAUUAACUAUGUUUAAAUGCACGGGCUCAGCUGUUAUUAGAGGUCCGUACACUG
Molecule: messenger RNA, 2251 nt
Organism: Girardinichthys multiradiatus
Lineage: Eukaryota; Metazoa; Chordata; Actinopteri; Cyprinodontiformes; Goodeidae
Product: 4-galactosyl-N-acetylglucosaminide 3-alpha-L-fucosyltransferase 9-like
Exons: 3
Coding region: 573-1673 (366 amino acids)
Cellular component (GO): membrane
Molecular function (GO): alpha-(1->3)-fucosyltransferase activity
Source: RefSeq, a predicted model, not a curated record